CACUCAUUGACUGGUUGGUGCGGGGGAGUCGGUGCGUUUCAACUAUUUUCGGAACGAGUACAUUUUAGGGCGACUUUUUACUCUAUUGGAUUUGAGGAGGACUUUCAUUUAGAAAACACGCCCUCUCAAGCCUAACAAAUAUUAGAAUCCACUUGCCCGUCCGUGUCUGCUUGUCAGUGCACACACGAAGAGAGGGCUACCGAUUCAAGAGGUAUUUCAGACGAACAUUUCGUGUCCAUAGAGUAAACCACUGUCAAUGGUUUGCAGGCUUAACCUAAUUCGGAUUUCGUUUAAUUAGUAAUUCACCAACAAGAAGGCACUGAACGCUGAACUGCAUAGGUAGCUGUUCCAUGGAGAAGGAUUUUGCGACGCCAUCUAGGGAUGCAGGGCCGAGCAUGGCCACAGGCUCGGGGGCUGCAGAUUCCGCCUUGCCGGAAGAGACGCAGCCACCCAAACCGCCCGGCCAACAUGCGGUAUCCGUGUUGUGGUCCUUUGGAAAAUGCCUGGCUACACUUUUGCCAGUUUACCUGGCAGGAUACUUCGGGUUUAGUAUCACCUUAGUUCUGUUCGGUCUGAUGGUCUACAUGGGAUGGACACACAGUCGCAACGAGAAAGUGAUGCGGCUGCGGUCUGCCAUGUACGUAUUGGAGAACGAGAGAGCAUACGCAACUGCAAGGGCUUUUAGGAGUAAACGGGAAUUACCCCCAUGGGUCAACUUUCCGGACGUGGAGAAAGUUGAGUGGAUGAACAAGAUUCUGCAGCAGGCGUGGCCGUUCGUGGGCCAGUAUCUGGAGAAGUUACUGGUCGAAACCAUUGCUCCAGUCAUACGUGCAUCCAACACCCACCUACAGACCCUCAGCUUCACCAAAGUGAACCUAGGGGACAAGGCCCUGAAGGUUGUGGGAGUGAAGGCUCACACGGAGCACAACAAGCGGCAGGUCUUACUGGAUCUGUACAUUAGCUAUGCGGGUGAUGUGGAGAUCAAUGUGGAGAUCAAAAAGUACUUUUGCAAAGCAGGAGUGAAAGGGGUACAGCUACAUGGAAUGUUGAGGGUUAUUCUGGAGCCCCUGAUUGGAGACGUUCCUUUGGUGGGAGCCGUCACCAUGUUCUUCAUACGCAGGCCUAAGCUGGACAUCAACUGGACUGGGCUGACCAACUUGCUGGAUAUCCCUGGACUCAAUGCCAUGUCGGACACUAAGAUAAUGGAUGCUAUAGCCUCGUACCUGGUCCUCCCCAACCGCCUCACUAUCCCCCUGGUGGCCGACCUGCACGUUGCGCAGCUCCGCUCCCCUCUCCCACGGGGAGUGGUGCGAAUCCACCUGCUGGAGGCUGAGGAGCUGACAGCCAAGGACACGGUCAUUAAGGGGAUUAUAGACGGGAAGUCUGACCCGUACGCUGUGCUGCGUGUGGGCACCCAGACCUUCACAUCACACACCGUGGACAGCAACCUCAACCCACAGUGGAGAGAGAUGUAUGAGGUGAUUGUCCAUGAAGUGCCUGGUCAGGAGUUGGAGGUGGAAGUGUUUGAUAAAGACCAGAACCAGGAUGACUUCCUGGGCAGGGUCAAGAUGGAUCUAGAUAUCGUACACAAGGCCAGAGUUUUAGAUGAGUGGUUUAGUCUGAAGGAUGUACCAUCUGGCAGUGUUCACCUCCGUCUGGAGUGGCUCUCUCUGCUGUCCUCUGCUGACCGACUCAACGAGGUUAUCCAGAGGAACCAGAAUAUGACCUGUAAGACAGCAGACCCUCCUUCGGCAGCCAUCCUGGCUGUCUACCUGGACCGGGCUCAAGACCUGCCUAUGAAAAAGGGUAACAAGGACCCCAGCCCCAUGGUGCAGCUGUCCGUAGAAGACACAACCAAGGAGAGUAAGACUUGUUAUCUUACCACUGACCCAGUGUGGGAAGUUGCCUUCACAUUCUACAUCCAGGACCCUCGCAAACAGGAAAUUUCUAUUCAGGUGAAAGAUGAUGACCGGGCUCUGUCUCUUGGCAGUCUGUCCAUCCCUCUGUCCCGUCUGCUGGCUAGUCCUGACCUCAGCAUGGACCAGUGGUUUCAGCUGGACAACUCUGGCCAGGCCAGCCGCAUCUAUAUCAACGCUGUUCUGAGGGUGCUGUAUUUAAAUGAGGAUGCCUCUCCUACCAGCCCCGUAUCUCCUCACCCCCUAAGCCCAGGGUCAGGCCACGGAGAUGGGGGUAUCUCAUCAGAGUUGGCCCCUGGGGGAGUGAGUGGAGCCCCCAAACCUGUACCCACCCGACCCCAGCAGACCACCCCUGACUCGGACUUUGCUAGUGAGGGAGUGCUGCAUAUCCACCUGGUGGAGGCCAGUAACCUGAUAGCCAAGGAUAACUUCAUGGGGGGCAUGGUGAAGGGGAAGAGUGACCCCUACGUCAAGAUCAGAGUCGGGGGAGUCACCUUCCGCAGCCACACCAUCAAAGAGAACCUCAACCCCUACUGGAACGAACUCUACGAGAUCAUACUAACCCAGCUGCCUGGUCAGGAGAUCCAGUUUGAGCUGUUUGAUAAAGAUCUGGACCAGGAUGACUUCUUGGGCAGGUUCAAGUUGAACCUGCGAGACAUCAUCAGCUCACAGUUCACUGAUGAGUGGUACACUCUGAAUGACGUGAAGUCAGGUCGGGUUCACCUGAUCAUGGAGUGGCUCCCCAGGCUCUCAGAGUCCACCAGACUAGACCAGAUCCUUCAGUUCCAGGCCGAGCAGCAGUACCAGAACAAGGCAGUGCCGUCGGCUGCUGUGCUGUUUGUGUAUGUGGAGAGAGCACACAGCCUGCCGUUGAAGAAGAACGGAAAAGAGCCAAAAGUGGGGGCGGAGAUUCUGCUGAAGGCCAUGUCAUACAAGACCAAGGUGUGCGAGCGCUCUACGUCUCCUCGGUGGGAUGAAGCUUUCCACUUCCUGGUUCGUGACCCUAAAGAGGAACUCCUUAUAGUGAAGUUGUCCCACAGCUGGGGCCAAGCCCUGGGCACGGUGGUACUACCACUGAGAGAGGUUCUGUCAGAGCAGGGCCUGGUGCUGGACCGAUGGCUGAGUCUGGACGGGGCCCUCCCUGAGAGCCAGAUACUACUGAGGGCCACACUCAAGAUCUUGGACACCCAGCUGGCAGUGUGUCGCAGUGAUGGUACUAGGGAGGGCAGUGAGGACAGAGACCAUGUCAUCCACAGACGGGACACUGAACCAAACCUACGACACAGAUCACCGCUCUCUCAACUAGGUGAUCAGAGCCCCGGCCAGGUGAAGCUGCAAAUUGGCUACUCAAUAGAGGAGAACCGGCUGUUCAUCACCGUCCUUUCCUGCAGGGGCCUGCCAGCUUGUGGGUCUGCUAAGGACGGAUCCGACCCCUAUGUCUCCUUCAUCCUUCUGCCAGACAAGAACAGGAUCACCAAGAGAAAGACCAACACCAAGAAGAGAGACCUCAAUCCUGAGUUCAAUGAGAGGUUUGACUUCGACUUCUCUCUGGAGGAGUCCAUGCAGAGAAGACUGGACCUGACUGUCAAAAACAACGUCUCCUUCAUGAGCCGGGAGAGAGAGCUCAUUGGAAAGUUGCAGUUGGAUUUGGAUCAGAUGGACCUGAAGAGUGGCAAUGCACAAUGGUACGAUUUGGUAGAGGAGACCAAUUAGAUGAGAGGAUGGCCUCGCUUUCCCACAGUGCAAUGGUCCUUUUACUAUCACCUCUUCAGUUUGUUUUAUAUUUUUAUUCAGCUUAUGAGCCCUGGGGCCACCACUGAAGAAUUGCUUACAUUGCAUAUCAUCCCAACAAUACCCCAAUUCAUCUGUAAAUUGAAUUCCUCCAAUCAAUGACAGAUUUGGUCUGUGUUACUACUGUGCUAUGAAGGCUCUGAAAAGAGAGAAUUCCUCAUUCCAGAGUCAUGAGAACAUUUUAUUUGUUUGGCUGAAUAGAUAUUUGAUAUGAAAGCAACUAUGAAAUAUACACUGAGUGCACAAAACAUUAAGAAAUACCUUCCAACUAUUGAGUUGCACCCCCCAUUUUGCCCCCAGAAUAGCCUAAAUUUGUCAGGGGCAUGGACUAGAAGGUGUUGGAAAGCGUUCCACAGGGAUGCUGGCCCAGGUUAACUUUUAUGCUGGAUGUGUUUUGGGUGGUGGACCAUUCUGUUGAGUGGGAAAACCCAGAGGCAUCGCACUCCUUGACACAAACUGGUGCGCCUGGCACCUACUAUCAUACCCCGUUCAAAGGAAAUGAAAUAUUUGCCUUGUCCAUUCACCCUCUGAAUGGCACACAUAAACAAUCCAUGUCUCAAUUGUCUUAAGGCUUAAUGUCCCCUUCAUGUACACUGAAUGAAGUGGAUUUAACAAGUGACAUCAAUAUGGGAUCAUAGCUUUCAGCUGGAUUCUCCUGGUCAGUCUGUGAAGGAAAGAGCGGGUGUCCUUCAUGUUUUGUACAUCAGUGUAUGUUACCAAAGCACUUAAAUUGUGUUAAGUCACAAAAGGCAUUUAGCUUCAAUCACAUUGAUGUUUUUGAUGUCUCUUUUAAUGUUUUAUUAAGCAUUUUUAUCAACCCCAGAGCACCACAAAAAACAGCAGAAAUCCGGAACGGUUUCAACUUUUAAGUGUUUAGAGUUGUUCUAACCGUUUAAGUUAUUAUCUACUCAAAAAAAGGAAUUGUUCUCAAGAGUCAUUUUUUAUUUUUUUCAUUUGUUUUUAAGUGGUUUCAUUCCAAAGAUCUCAACAACUUAACAUGAUGACUUUACGUACCAUCAUGGACGUUUACAAUCCAAAUGAAAUGAUUACUGAUUCCUGAAAUGAUUCCUUUAGUGAUGCUUUAAAGAAACAAUGUUUUAACUCAUCAAUUCCUUCUAUUAUCCUGUUUUUAUCCUGUUACAUUUUUGCCUUAUGUAUUCCAAUACUUGUGCACAAUUGGUUUAACUAAUGAUUUAUAUGUUCAUUCUGUCCCAAAUGAAGAAGUUUUAAACGUUUUAAUCAUAUAUAUUUGAGGGUUGAUUUUAUAAUUCAGGAGAAGUAUUACGAAAUGACCCAGAACAUCACAUUUGCCAGUGAAAAUGUUACACAUUCUAGCUUUACAGUAUUGCAAUAUCCGAAUCACUGUGCUUUUCUUUGAUCAAGAGAACGUUGUAGCUAUAUAAUUCAUGUAUGUUCACAUUCCAAGGCAGCAUUGUGUUGUAUACAGUAUGUUUGUGUGUAAUUGUAUGUGUUUGUAGUGCCAAUAGUGACCUGGGGUCUGCUAUAAGUCAGUCAAUCAGAGUCAUGUUACAAGUUGUUUGUUAUAAAACACUUAGUCUUAGAUAAAAGACCCUGAAAGAACCCUGAGGGACGGUUUCCUAGACACAGUUUAAUCCUAUCCUAUACUAAGAAGCAUGUUCAAUGGAGAUUCCAUGGAGAGUGCUGUUUUUGUCCAGGACUAAGGCUUAAUUUGUGUCCAGGACACCGGCUCUGAAAGAAGCAGGCAAAUUAUUUGUCAAGGAAAUUCCCUUCCCUCUGCUGUCAUCUCACUGCUAAGGCUUGAAAAUGUUAUGACAUGUUUGUAGGCAAUAUAAAGAAGUAGGGGGAGGGGGGGACGGAGAGAAAGAGGGAGACAAAGGGAGAGAGACGAAGAGAAAGGCGACGGAGAGAGACGGGGAGAAAGACUGCUGCUUUAACACAUUUGCCUAAUCACUGAACGUCUGUGUCGUAGUUGUUUCAUUAAACGUUUGCACUUGCUGUAAAACA
Molecule: messenger RNA, 5693 nt
Organism: Oncorhynchus gorbuscha (pink salmon)
Lineage: Eukaryota; Metazoa; Chordata; Actinopteri; Salmoniformes; Salmonidae
Product: extended synaptotagmin-1-like
Exons: 31
Coding region: 351-3629 (1092 amino acids)
Biological process (GO): lipid transport
Molecular function (GO): lipid binding
Source: RefSeq, a predicted model, not a curated record